AUGGGCGAUUUCGAGGAGGCCGCGGACUUUCCUGACUGGAAAUUAAUUGGUAUGGUCUUUAAACUUUGGUUUUUAUUCUAAUUUUGUUACUUUUGGCUUAAAAAAAUAAUAAAUCUAAAACAAUAUAGGUAGGUAUACCUAUAAGCGUCGAGUCCUUUAUGAAAUAAUGACUUUCCAAGGUUUUAAAAUGUUUUUAAUGGAUAAAGAUCAACAUUUAUAAUAAAAUUAUUUUUUAUUUGGAAGCUUCCAAAUACAGCAGGCUGCGUCCUUUAAUUGUUCAGUGCGCGCAGGCUGCAGAUAAAAAUAUUUUUGACAAAAUCCAACCAUUUGAUUAUUAAUUUUUGAGGCUUUUUAAAUUACUUUAUAUAUCUUUUUAUAAUGCCAAUCAAGUGAUUUUAGAUGAAAUCAGUAUACCAUUACUUGAAAAAGGCAUAGGAACAUACGAUAUACUCCAGAGUGCGUUGGCUUCUGUCGUAUUUUGUAAGGCAGAUCCUAAGGUAAUUUUACUUUCGUUAAAUCUCAUUAGUUACAGUUUAAUUUUUCAUUCGUUAUGGAAGGGUUUACCUUACCUCUUCUAACAAAAGAAAGUAUUAUAUUGGUAAAAUACGACCAAAAGUUGUUUUAAGGAUGAAAACUGGAGCAAUGCCAGACUGUUGAAGAUGUUCCGGAUAGCCCAACUUCAAUUAUUAUAUAUUCUGCAAAGUCAGAACGAACUGGUGAAGAAGCUGACGUUAGAAAAGGAAAAGUACAAGAAGGUGUACAAGGAGAACGACUUCUUCAAGAAGAGCUUUACCGAAAAUCAACAGGAAAGUGGUCGAGACUUGUUUAGGGUAAGAUAUUACUUAAGUAUAAGCUUUAUCUGUCAGCUUGUCUACUACAGUCAUCAUUUUAUACUAUAAUAAUAAUAUAAAAGAUCCUGACUCCAUAAAUGACCUUAUAAUGAUAUUUUUGAUAAAACGUGAUUUUAGUGUCAAGAAUGUUCCAAGAUAUUCCUGCACUCAUCGUUCCUCAUCGAUCACAUUCACCGUAAACAUGGCUCUCACUACGAUGAUCACCAUCACAGUCCGUACGGUAACGGGCACCUAUCGUUACCUCAUUCUCCCAAACAGAUAUCUUCUGCUUCCUCAAAUACCUCGGUUUGGCGAUAA
Bursaphelenchus okinawaensis is the source of this 1148-nucleotide messenger RNA. Lineage: Eukaryota; Metazoa; Nematoda; Chromadorea; Rhabditida; Aphelenchoididae. The record is from the annotation of a GenBank genome assembly.